GCUGAUCUUAAAGGGUCGCUUGUGUCUGAGGAGAGGAUGAUUACUUUCGAAACAUUUAACUGGUUUUAUUAAUAACUGUGUAAUGAUGAUGUAUCAUCGUCUUUUCGUGAUUGCCGGUCUGUUGUCAGCUUAUAUAGGUGGAUCCUCUGCUCAGGAUCAGCCACUGCAGGUUCUUGCCUUUGCUGGUGGAGAUGUUAUUCUACCGUGCAGUUUUAAUAUCUCUGACAAGGAAGACUUUCCGACUGUUGAGUGGUCCAAGGAAGGCUUGAAGCCAGAUGUUGUCUUCUUGUACCGGGAUGGUUGUGAGGCCUACGAGAUGAAGAAUCCAGCCUUUGAGUACAGGACAAGCCUCAUCGUGAAAGAGCUGAAAGAUGGAAACAUUUCAUUACGGAUCUCCAAUGUGCAGGUUUCUGAUACUGGAAAGUACAAAUGCCUGAUAUUCCAGAAAAAUGCCAUCAGGAAGGUUACAAAAGUAGAGCUGGUUGUGGUGGCUGUUUCGGAGCCAAAGCUUUCGGUGAUUUCAGUGGAGGGCGGUGACAUAGCUCUGCAUUGCGAAGCAAACUGCUGGCGGCCAGAGCCUCAGAUAACAUUUCUUGAUGACAAAGGAAAAAAGAUCUCUGAGGAAAAUCCAAAAAGAGAACAAGAUGCCCGUGGAUGUUUCACUGUGACACGAAGAGCCACUCUGCAAAGAGCUACCAGCAGUGUCACCUGCAGAGUUCAUCAACCAGAGUUUAACCAGACAAGGGAAACAACGAUCCUCAUACCAGUGUUAUGUCAUUUUAGCUUGCUGUAUGAAAUCUGAUCUUCAAAUUGUUGCCAUCACCAUUGGAGGAACAGCUGGGUUUCUCUUAGCUGCAGCUGGACUGAUUGCUCUUUUGUUUAAGCCAUGUGGCAAAUUUGGUAAGUAACAGUUCUCAACUAAAAGACGAAAACAAAAACAGUGCUACAAAAAGGCAAGCCAUGGAGCCAUAUACUUUUAUAUAUAUAUUGAGGAGCUUUGACAUAUUUUAUAGUGAGGUAUGUCCAGUGAUCAGUAAUCAGUAUUGGGAAGUGCACACACUGAUUCUUAAUAACAUUAUGACCACUGAUUUUGUCUUCAUCAUAGCACCUGUUAGUGGGUGGGAAACAUUAUGGAGCAAGUGAUCAUUUUGCCCUCAGAGUUGAUGUUAGAAUCAGAGAAAAUUGGCAAGUCUAAGAAAUUGUAAUUGUUAGGCUUGUCAGAGUAUUUCCAAAACUGCAGACCUUGCGCGGUGUUUCUAGUCUAGAGUGGUCAAAAUCUAUGAAAAAUGGUCCAGGAAAGGAACAGUGGUGAACCAGCAACACGAUCAUAGGUGGCCAAGGUUCACUAAUUGUUGUGGGAAACACGGGCUCGUCCGUCUGGUCCAAUCCAACAGACACACUACUGUAGUUCAAAUUGCAAAAUAAGUUAAUGCCUGUUCUGAUAUAAAGGUGUCAGAAUACACGGUGCAUUGCAGUUGUAUAAGGGGCUGCAUAGCCAAAGACCAGUCAGGGUGGCAGUGCUGACCAUUGUCCAACACUGAAAGCACCAACAGUGGACACAUGAGCAUCAGAACUGCACCUCAGAGCAAUGGAAGAAAUGUUCAGCUGGAUGGCCAGCUGUGUUUGUGUUGCUUACCUGGGGAACACCUGGUAUCAGGGAGAAGAGCAAGCUGUCAGAGGCAAUGUGAUGCUUUGGACAAUGUUCUGUUGGGAAACCUUGGGUCCUGCCAUCCAUGUAGAUGUUAUUUCGAUGUACCACCUGCCUAAGCAUUCUUGUAGACAAUCACCCUUUCAUGUGCAAGGUGUUCCCUGAUAACUGUGGAACCUUUCGGCAGGAUAAUGCACCCCUACCACAAAGCAAAAAUGGCUCAGGAAUGGUUUGAGGAGCCCAACAACAAAUUUGAGGUGUUGACUUGCCCUUCAAAUUCCCCAGAUCUCAUUCCAAUCUGUUUGUCUGUUUGACGUACUGGACAAAUAAGUCCUGGGAAUUCCUUUCCCAAAACAGUGAUUGGGAAAGUGUUUUCUGAAGUCAUAAAUAAAGUUAAAAGUAGGAUAAUUUUCUUAUAGCUGUCUAUACAUUUUGGUUUCUUUCUACAACCAUAUUCAGCUGAUUUGUUUUUAAAUUUCACAGCUAUUGUAAAGCAGCCAGUGACUAGGAAGUCAUGGGAUCGAAGUAUAACAUGUGAAAGUGACUUCCUACUAACAACUGAUGACAACUUGGUAAAUCGCCACUCUGGGCAGAUGAGUGAGUUUCUUAUGGACGAUGAGACCAUAAAAAUACAGAACAACAAAGUUACUCACUACGACAGGACAACAAUUGUUCGACGCCAUUCCACAACCACAGGAGAUGGAGAUGUUCCAAAACCCUCACAAUUAUUCUUAAAUCAUAGCCCUGACAUUAACAACGUCACCAGUGUGUACAAUCCAAACCCAUCUUCAGCUUCAACCAGCAUUAACAUUACAAAAUCUGGCAACUUACCCAAAAGCAGGGGUUCGAAAAUUGUUAUCAAAAGACAAGACAGCUUUCCAGGACCUGGCCACAUAUCUCAAAGAAACCACCGUAUGUACAGCAGUCCAAAUAUUUUACAACUACAUUCACCAACAUCCAACCCUUCUUCUGCUCUCAGUAGCCACCAGAUGAUCAACUCCAGUGUCUCACCCCAUCGAAACACCCGCCUUCCUCAGCGUAGACACUCCUCAGUACUUCCACAUUUAGCAGAAUUUAAUAAGCAUCACAACCUCCUGAGAAAUUUACCUGAAGGAGAUGAACAGAAAAGUUUAUUAAGAAAUGAAAACAAAAGGAAACGCAAAUUGUACUAGAAUAAUUGCACAGCAAGGUAAUGCUCACUUGGUUCAAAUGAUUGAAACUCGUUAACUGAGCAAUAGGAGCUGAAAUUGAACACCAGUGACUGAAGCGUGGAGUAGGAGCUUGACAGUCAGCUGCAGUGUCUGCAGUGACGUAAGUGUUGCACUGGCUGUUGUGGUGCCUCAGUGUUGUUGGAAAAGGGGGGAUCUUGGCAUCACUGCUUAGAUUGUUACCUCUAGAUAAGAGUUCAAAUAAGUAGUAGAAAAAAUGGAAUUUAAAAGAACUGAGCCAGCCCAGUGGGGUAUUUCCAGAAAACUGAGCUAGUCCUACAGAAUCAGAAUCAGAAUACUUUAUUAAUCACUAAGGAGAGUAUGUAAGAGAUACAGGUCUUUGAAUUUUAUUUUAUUUUUUGCAUUACCAUUUGCAAAAUCACACAGACCAUGAUGCUUUACCAUGAUUUGGGGGAAAAAACAAAAUGUUCUGUGCUGAAAUUAGCAUGGAUAUAGUAGAUCUUUUACAAGAACCUAAAUCAAGUUAGCUCACUGGCUUCUUUUUUUUUUUUUUUAAAUUAUUAUUGAAUUAUUGUAUAUAGCAUUAUGUAUUCAUGAUGCUCAUACAUUAACCUUUUUGUUCUUUAAUUAAAAAUAUUUCCAGGUUUUUGCAUGAAAGUUUCUUUAAUUGAAACUUUACAUUUGCUAAACUUGGACAGUGACCUCUGUUUCAGUGGCUCAUGUUAAAAUGUUUGUGUCAUCUAUCAUCUGUAAUCCCAAAUGAUAUCAUUUUUGUUUGGUGAUGUUUUUGCACAAGGGCAUGCAUUCAUUUAACUUAAAGUAGUUUACAAAUCUCUCAGCACAAUGUCCCAACAAAGUCCUGUGUUCUAAUAUGAUUUUCUCAAAUAUGUUUAUAACUCUAAACUAUAUAUAUAUAUAUAUAUAUAUAUAUGUAUGUAUGUGUGUAUGUGUAUAGUAUUAUAUUAUACUGGGAUUUACUGCAUUUGCAAGAAUGUGUAAAAGUAUACAAAAGCUUAUGAUGUCAACAGAACAACUGAAACUUGUCUUUUAUUGUUUUGUUUGGGGUGUUAGGUUUUUAAGUUAUAUUUACAUAUCAUUAAUUAGUCUAGAUUUUUUUUUAACUUUAUUAUGACUCUGAAAAUACAGCUUACCAUGGGUUUUUUGUUUUUGUUUUUUCUUUACACAUUAAUUUAAUGAUAUUACUAUAAUUCUACCUGCUUAGAGUUUAAAGCUUAAAGAUUUUGAAUAGUUAUAGGAUAUCUGUCAUAUUCAGAUGACAUCUAUUCAGUGGGUGUUAUUAGCAAUAAUUAGCCAUAGAUAUGGGCCAGUAGGGGCCCUCUACUCCUGUAUAUGUAAAAACAAAAACAUUAUUUUUAAAAUGUUAUUUAGAUUUUGCUAUUGAUUCAAAUCUUGCAAUUUGUUUUUGUGAUAGGUAAUGGUUUUUCUUUUAAAAUGUUUCUGUGUGUGUUUGCAAUA
Messenger RNA from Oreochromis aureus, 4293 nucleotides. RefSeq names its product putative selection and upkeep of intraepithelial T-cells protein 1 homolog. The transcript has 5 exons. The record is from RefSeq and is a predicted model, not a curated record. The coding region runs from base 83 to 802 and encodes 239 amino acids. Lineage: Eukaryota; Metazoa; Chordata; Actinopteri; Cichliformes; Cichlidae.